This is a messenger RNA of Branchiostoma floridae (Florida lancelet), 2466 nucleotides long. RefSeq names its product peptidyl-prolyl cis-trans isomerase E-like. Gene Ontology annotation, cellular component: intracellular membrane-bounded organelle. Gene Ontology annotation, molecular function: peptidyl-prolyl cis-trans isomerase activity; RNA binding. Lineage: Eukaryota; Metazoa; Chordata; Leptocardii; Amphioxiformes; Branchiostomatidae. Gene Ontology annotation, biological process: protein peptidyl-prolyl isomerization; protein folding. The record is from RefSeq and is a predicted model, not a curated record.
UGCGUCUUCACCCCCAUCUGCAGAGUGGCAUGGCCCAAGUAUUUCUCCAAAAUGGCGGCGCCGAAUACGAAACGCAUCGUGUACGUAGGUGGCCUUGCUGAGGAGGUAGAUGAAAAAGUCCUCCAUGCAGCCUUCAUCCCGUUUGGAGACCUGGUGGACAUCAACAUCCCGCUGGACUAUGAGACUCAGAAGCACAGAGGGUUUGCAUUUGUGGAGUUUGAAGGCGCAGAGGAUGCAGCUGCUGCCAUAGACAAUAUGCAUGAGUCUGAGCUGUUUGGAAGAACCAUCAGAUGUAACCUGGCCAAACCCAUGAAACUGAAGGAAGGGUCCAUGAAAGCAGUCUGGUCAGAAGACUCCUGGCUGAAGAAGUUUGCAGGGAAGUCCCUGGAUGAAGGAGAGACAGAGGGGGCAGGGACAUCAUCAUCAUCAGCAGAGCCUGGAGAGAAGAGACCGGCGGAAGAGUCUGGACAGAUGGCGGAGCCAGCAGCCAAGAAGGCGAAGGGUAACCCUCAGGUCUUCAUGGACAUCAAGAUUGGCAGUCGGCAGGCUGGCAGGAUUGUCAUUCUUCUUCGAGCUGACGUUGUGCCAAAAACUGCAGAGAACUUUAGAUGCCUUUGCUCCCAUGAAAAAGGCUUUGGAUACAAGGGCAGCUCGUUCCACAGGGUCAUCCCACAGUUUAUGAACCAAGGAGGAGACUUCACCAACCACAACGGGACAGGAGGGAAGUCCAUCUAUGGGGGGAAGUUUGAGGAUGAGAACUUUGAACUCAAACACACAGGACCAGGUAUCAUGUCCAUGGCCAACUCGGGACCGAACUCAAAUGGCUCUCAGUUCUUUAUGACAACUGCUCCGACACCAUGGUUAGAUGGGAAGCAUGUGGUGUUUGGCCAGGUCAUAGAAGGCAUGGACGUCGUGAAAAAAGUUGAGAAAAUUGGAACCAAAUCAGGAAAACCAACUGAAAGGGUGGUCAUAACUAACUGCGGAGAGCUUGUUUUUGUUUUAUUCUAAGUGUUGACAUAAACAACCAUUAUACAGAUCUCUCUCCAUUUGGAAUACAUGUAUACUGUAUAGUCUGGAUACGGGCUGCGACCUGGUCCAAAAAAAUUACUUCAUUUGUCUAGCGAAAAAGAGAGAACUCAAGUGUAAGACAAGUCUUGCAGAAUUCUGUUAAAGAUCAAAUUGAGCUGUUUUUAGAUAUCAGUAUGUGUUAUCACAUCCUUCCUGGCCCAUUACAUGUGGCAGGCUUUGUGUUAGGAUAAUGAUAGAUUUCAUCCUGUGUACUUAAGGCCAUGUUGAUGUGAUCAUAUGGAUGACAUCCUCUGGGAACCCAAAAAUGCUGCAAAUGUGCAAAUAGCAAAAAAAUUGCUGCAAUAAAGGUUGCCUACAGUAUGAACUAUGAAAUCUAAGUGGUGGACAGGAAGGUUGAACAAAUGACUAAUCACACAGAGUAUGGUAUACCGAACAAUAUAUUUUUAAUUUUUGCUCUUGUACGUUGUACAUCUAGUUCUUUGACUUUGGAAUUUACUUUGGCAUUCUAUGACAUUGGUAUCAAUUUUCCGAUAUUCUUUUUCAAUUUACGGCAUAUGCAGUCAAACCUCCCAAAGAAGACCGCUUCGAGGUUCAAGUAACAUCUGGUCUAUGUGGACAGGUGGUCACUAUAGACAGGAUUAGUAAUGCUUGUGUCAAUGGGAAAAAUGAUCAAAGGGACCAGCAGAAAGUGGUCACAUUUGGCCAGGUGGUCCUUAUGUAGAGGUGGUUACUUGUACAGGAUUGACUAGGUGCUCAUUUUACAGCUGCUUUGUAUGGUCAAAUAUUUUUUAUUUAUUUUUGAAACGGACAAAAAUUAAUGCGCACAUGGAUGUAACUCAUAUCAUCAAAUCAGCAUGGCCUAAGUGUUGUUUAUUUAUCAGUUCAUGUGACAGGGCAAGCCUUGUGCCCACCUAUUUAUGAAAAGUAAAUACAAACUCUGUAAGCCCACGUGGCGUGCUAAAGGUCUUUCUAUAAUUAUCUACUGGUUUAUUGAUUGCAGGGCUGACUCCAGGACCCGUCCCUCUGUUCUGGGACGAAAUUUUUUAUUGUUGGGACGGAAACAUCUGAACGUCAGUACAUAAUAUUGAUGAAAAUGUGUUUUCAUAUGCUUAAAAUGACAGAUUUUACACGGAUCAACAACAUGGGCUCCCAAACAGUAAGUGGGAUCGAAAAAAAAUGUAAAGCUGGAGACAGACCUGAUUGGUUGUGUAAGUUUUUGUAACCCUGAACACUCGAUUGUAAGGGUGAUUCAGUGCACCAAUGUGGUCUUGAUAUGCCAUUGGUUAACACAAUGUUGGAGACCACUUUUUUUUACAAAUAACAAAUAUACUAUUUUACAGGACUGUUGCCAUUGUGUGAUUGAUACAGGACUUUGUAUCAAGUGUUGUUAUUAGUAUCCUGUUGAAUUCAAAUGAAAUACAUUAAGCUAAUAGGCCU